AUGUGGCACUUCCUUGAUCUAAACCACGAUCAAAAGCUCGAACGAAGACGACUACUAGAUCUCUAUGGCGCACUGGCUCAGGUCUCUGCUCUGAUUCCUCUUGCUCUUCUUCAGGUCUACUUUCUAGGCAUCUGGCUCCGGCGAAAAUGGUCGAGAAAACACGAAGACGCCAUACCAAGCUCACCACAUCUAAAGAAGCAGCAUAUAGAUGCAUUCAAAGGGCCUGCGGCAAGCUUUCAGAGUGUCCGGGACAAGGCCGUCUGGUGGAUGAGUGAUGCAUAUGAUGUCUGGCGAUCUCGCGUCACGAAAGGAGAGAUGGUGGCAGGUGCGGUGUGGACAGCAUGGCUAAUCUUCUUGAGUUGCGUUCAAACACAAGGUGAUUAUCUGCACUUGACGAAGCGAUUCGGCAUUGUGGGUGCCUCGCAGCUGCCAUUGCAGUAUCUCCUCGCCUUCAAGUCACCGUUCAGCCCCAUCCAACACCUCACUAGAUGUUCCUGGACGACACUUAAUUCCGCCCAUCAGGUUUUGGGUCGGAUCUCGACCAUUCUCUUCUACUUACACGCAGGCUUCUAUCUCAACUUCUUCAUCCAAGCACAUGUUUUGGCAAAACGUAUCAAAGACUGGGACGUCAUACUCGGACUUGUGGGAACGAUUGCAUUUACAGCCGUAGGCACGACUGCGCUUUCGCCUCUUCGCAGACUGAGUUAUCGUGUCUUUUACACUACUCACGUUAGCCUGGCUAGCAUUUUGCUGCCCGUACUCUACUUUCAUGUUCACCACAUCCGCAUCUACAUUAUUGAGACGGUGGUAGUGUACGUGGUGCAUUUAGUGCUACGUAUAUUCAACGAAUACAAAGUGGAGGGCUCCUUGACCUUGGUUCCUGGAACGGCCAAUUUACUCGAGAUCAAUAUCCCGAUACUCGCAAAAUCAAAGCAAAAGUCGAUCAUGGAAUGGCAACCAGGCCAACAUGUCUACAUUUCUCUGGCGCAGGGUCCAGCAUACAUGCGAUCGCUCAAAUCAAGGAGUCCGUUCACCAUUGCCUCACUACCAUCUGAAGACGGCAAUCUUAAAUUGGUGGCCAGAGUACUGGAUGGGAACACGGCUGCUCUUGCAAAGGCUGCGACAGAAGGUACGACUGGAAAGGCUUCUUCCACGCCCCUCAUUUUGGAAGGACCAUAUGGCUUAUCGACACAUUCAAAUACCUUGCUCGAGUACAACCGUGUCGUGUUCAUAGCUGGUGGUGUGGGUGCAACGUUUAUAUUGCCACUCUACAGAACAUUACUCAAGGAUCUCUCACCAAGUCCUGGAAGCCGUAGAAGGCAGAAUGUUGCCUUUGUGUGGGUAGUCAGGGAUGAAGCAGAGACAAGUUGGGCGGUACCCGAAGACGAACCUGAAACGAAGGGCAUGCAAGAGCGCAUGUCCGUUUAUGCCACCAAGACCGGUAGAAUGAACAAUGACGAGAACAAGACUGAUGAUGCCGACGAUGGUAUCGAGCUUGAGCGACUGUUGCCUAGUGGUGGCAUCAACGACUCCGUGCAAAAAUGGCAAGUAUACCCAGGUCGCCCUGACUUGGGCGAAAUGAUAGAUGGCGUGUUUAGUCACACGCGGUAUGACACCAAAGUGGCAGUGCUCGUCUGUGGGCCAAGGUCGAUGGCAGAUGAGGUCAGGAAGAAGAGCAACAAGUGGGUUGGCAAGCGAGAUUUUUGGUUGCAUGUCGAGACUUUUGGAUUGUAA
This is a messenger RNA of Aureobasidium melanogenum CBS 110374, 1734 nucleotides long. RefSeq lists its product as uncharacterized. Gene Ontology annotation, biological process: iron ion transport; intracellular iron ion homeostasis; copper ion import. NCBI's taxonomy places the organism in Eukaryota, Fungi, Ascomycota, Dothideomycetes, Dothideales, Saccotheciaceae. The coding region runs from base 1 to 1734 and encodes 577 amino acids. The record is from RefSeq and is a predicted model, not a curated record. Gene Ontology annotation, cellular component: plasma membrane. The transcript has 2 exons. Gene Ontology annotation, molecular function: ferric-chelate reductase activity.